CCAAAGAACGUUCCAGGUUGCCCCGCCAUGGUCACAACAUCCAGCGGAGGCCGAGAUAGGAAACGGCACUGAUGAUUGCUAAGUCCUCCAAGAGGAGCAUAAGAGAUAGUUUCCGAUUGGUUCGGGAGGCAUUAUGGCGACCGGCCGUCAACCUCCAACUCGGCAUCCUAUCUUAGGUAGUAGGCCGCCGUAGAAAUGGCAUUUAGUUUAUACGACACAAUGGGCUAUAUGAAAGGUGAUCCCUUGCUAUAGCUUGUCAAUUCCUUCGUAUCUCUUCUCGAAAGGGAAGCCCGCGUUACGAACCCCGAAACGCCGGAGAUAUUUUACCUAAGAUGGGUUCUUUACCGGAGCAUCCCCGGGGCAUCCGUAUCGCGAUCGAUCGUGGCGGCACUUUCACAGACUGCGUCGCCUUCGUUCCGGGACAAGAUGAUAUUUUGAUCAAAUUGCUAUCUGUAGACCCUAGUAACUAUGCCGACGCUCCUGUUGAGGCUAUCCGCCGGGUCUUGGAAAAGGCCACCGGGAAGCCUUACCCAAAGGGACAGAAAAUAUCCCUGAAAGGAGUCGAGUCAAUCAAAAUGGGAACGACAGUUGCAACAAACGCCUUACUAGAGCGAAAAGGAGAGCGUACUGCCUUCGUUGUGACAAAAGGGUUGAAGGAUUUGCUCCACAUCGGAAAUCAAUCCAGGCCAAAGCUUUUCGAUAUGAUGAUAAAUAGACCCGAUGUGCUCUAUUCGAAGGUCAUCGAAGUAUCUGAAAGAGUUACGCUUGAGGCUUGGACCGAGAGGAAAACACCCCUGCCAAUUGACGUGAAGUCAGACCCGGCACUUGUUUCAGGCAUAACAGGAGAACCGGUAAGAAUACUGGAGUCUUUAGAUGUCGAGGCUGCAAGACGAUCUCUUCAAGAGGUAUAUGAUGAAGGGUAUCGCUCUAUUGCGGUCUGUCUUAUGUACAGCUAUACAUUCCGCGAUCAUGAGCUAUCGAUUGGAAAAUUAGCUGAGGAGAUUGGAUUCACACAUAUAUCUCUGAGCUCCGAAUUAUCACCAACGGUCAAGAUUGUACCCAGAGGCAACUCGUCAACUGCUGAUGCUUACCUUACCCCCGAAAUCAAAAGAUACAUCAAUGGUUUCGAAAGCGGCUUUGAAGACCUACGGUUAAGUGGAUGCCGCUGUGAAUUCAUGCAAAGCGACGGUGGCCUUGUGGAGUUUUCGGGUCUCUCGGGAUUGCGGGCUAUCUUGUCUGGACCUGCGGGAGGCUGUGUAGGAUAUGCAAGGACUGCAUAUGAUGAACGAGAUAGAACACCGGUCAUUGGGUUUGACAUGGGCGGUACUAGCACAGACGUUUCCAGAUACGCCGGCAAACUAGAACAGGUGUUUGAAACAACUACGGCGGGUGUUACAGUUCAAAGUCCUCAAUUAGACAUCAACACAGUUGCGGCUGGAGGCGGUAGUAUCUUGAAAUGGGAGGCAGGGAUGAUGAAGGUCGGCCCGGACAGCGCGUCCGCCCAUCCAGGCCCAGCCUGUUAUCGAAAAGGCGGACCACUCACGGUCACUGAUGCCAAUCUCGUCUUGGGUCGCCUUAGGCCGGAAUUUUUCCCAAAGAUCUUUGGCCCGAACGAGGAUCUCCCACUAGACAUUGAGGCCAGCCGACGGCUCUUUGAGGAUCUCACAGUAGAGGUCAAUAAGGAGAGCGCUGUUGAGCUAACUCUGGAACAGGUCGCUGCAGGAUUCCUUGAUGUAGCAAAUGAAGCCAUGUGUCGGCCAAUCCGAAUUCUAACCGAAGCUAAGGGAUAUGACGCCGGACUCCAUAACCUUGCCUCUUUUGGCGGCGCCGGUGGCCAACAUGCUUGCGAUAUUGCGAAGAAGCUGGGGAUUUCUCGUGUGCUUAUCCAUAAGUACUCAUCCGUGUUGUCUGCGUACGGCAUGGCCCUCGCAGAUGUUGUUCACGAGGAGCGUAGCCCUUCCGCUUUAAUAUUUUCCGAAGAUCAGCUCGGUACCUUCGCCAGUGAACUCGACAACCUACAAGCAAAGUCGAUGAAGGCACUAUUAGGUCAACAAAUAGCUGAGUCUAGGAUUACCUCGGAGAGAUACCUCAAUAUGCGAUUCCAAGGAAGCGACACGCCUUUAAUGAUUCAAGAAAUCCCAGGUACAAGCUUCUUAACUUCUUUCAAGGAUGCGCAUCAAAAGGAGUUCGGAUUCUUGCCAGUCGGACGAGACGUGAUCGUUGAUGAUUAUCGUGUUCGGUCUAUUGGCGCUAGCGGCCCCGAGAUGCCUACCCCAUGGACAACCGAACUUACCACGGCGAAGGGAAGCGAAGUAAUAGACGCCAAGAUUUUCGAGGAAGUAUACUUCAAGGAGUUGGGAUGGCAUAAAACACAAAUUCACAGACUCAAUACGUUAACACCUGGCUGCAAGAUCAACGGUCCUGCGCUCAUCAUUGAUAACACGCAGACACUCGUCGUCACACCUGGCUCAAUAGCGACUAUCCUUUCUAAUACGAUAGUAAUAGAUAUCGAGACCGGAAGGAAAGAGCUCUUAUCAUCAAAAACAGUUGAUCCCAUCCAACUAUCCAUUUUCGGCCAUAGGUUUAUGGGUGUCGCCGAGCAAAUGGGCCGCGCUCUACAGAAAACGAGUGUGAGCACUAAUAUUAAGGAACGUCUCGAUUUUUCCUGUACUGUCUUCUCACCCGAUGGCGGGCUUGUGGCAAACGCUCCUCACGUCCCUGCAAUGAUUGGAAGCAUGGCGUUUGCCGUUAAAUGGCAAAUUGACCAUUGGAAAGGCGAUCUUCGUCCCGGCGACGUGAUUCUGUCUAAUUCUCCAGUAUGCGGCGGUACACAUUUACCUGACCUUACGGUAAUUACCCCUAUUUUUGACGCCGAGGGGAAGAAUAUCAUAUUUUGGACUGCGUCUCGCGGUCAUCACGCGGAUGUUGGUGGUAUACUCCCCGGAUCUAUGCCGCCUAACUCAAAAGAACUCUGGGAAGAAGGUGCCGUCAUGAGGGCUUUUAAAGUAGUCGAAGGAGGCAAAUUCAAAGAAGAAGAAUUGAUUAAAUUACUUAUGGAACCUGCGAAGUAUCCGGGUUGCCAAGGGACGAGGUGUCUUCGCGAUAAUAUCUCAGACAUUAAAGCACAAGCUGCCGCAAACCACCGCGGCAGUCAACUCAUUCACUCGCUCAUUGCCGAUUAUGGGCUAGAGGUUGUUCAAUUUUAUAUGGAGGAAAUUCAAGGAGCUGCUGAGCUCGCUGUACGAGAUAUGCUGAAGAGGAUAGCGAAAAUGACUAAUGGGAAACCACUCGAGGCUAUUGAUUACAUGGAUGAUGGCACCGCGAUCCAGCUUAGAGUCGAUAUAAACGCUGAAACAGGAGGUGCAAUUUUCGAUUUUGAGGGAACUGGUCCAGAGGUCUACGGAAACUGGAAUGCACCUCUAGCAAUCUGCCACUCCUCAAUCAUAUUUGCCCUGCGGUGCAUGGUUAAUAUGGAAAUACCGCUCAAUCAAGGAGCCAUCCGUCCCAUUGACGUGCGGAUCCCGGAGGCUUCAUUAUUGCAGCCAACUGAAGACGCAGCUGUUUGCGCCGGUAAUGUGCUAACAUCACAACGUGUUGUCGACGUCAUCUUCCGGGCAUUUUCGGCUGCGGCGGCCAGUCAGGGCUGCAUGAACAAUCUGACAUUCGGCAUUGACGGCGAUGAAGAUACCAGCUUCGGAUACUACGAGACUAUUUGCGGCGGUGCUGGCGGUGGCCCUACAUGGGACGGCGCGAGCGGUGUUCAUACCAACAUGACUAAUACUCGAAUUACUGAUCCCGAGAUCUUGGAACGCCGGUACCCAGUUAUCCUUAGACGCUUUUGCCUACGUGAAGGUAGUGGUGGUGCUGGCUUACAUCCCGGAGGCGAUGGAAUUAUCCGAGAUAUCGAGUUCUGCCUACCAAUCAAAGUAUCAAUCUUAAGCGAAAGACGAGCUUUUGCGCCAUACGGUCUAGAAGGCGGAGAAGACGCAAAGAGGGGUCAGAAUGUUUGGGUUAAGAAGAAUGGCCGGACGAUUAAUCUAGGAGGUAAGAAUACGGCUAUGAUGGGAGCUGGGGAUAGAAUAGUGGUCAUGUCGCCCGGAGGUGGUGGGUGGGGAAAGCCGCAGCAGGUUAAUGGCUUGGAUGGAGGUUCUAUCGUGCAGAAGGUUGUGAAGUCGUUUGUGGGUGUCGCGAAUGGGACGGUGGAUAUGAUACAAUCUAUGGGGGAGUCUGCUUGAUUCUUUAUUGCUAGGUACUUUUUAGCAUAUUUUAUAGCAUUUACAUUCUGUCGUGUUUUGCCUCCUGCUGGGAUACUCUUCUUACGAGAGGUAGUCAAGUUGUAGGUAUAGCCGCACAAGUCAGUGAGAGGUCACUAUAAAUCUGGAGAUUAGCGCUUGGGGCUGCUGUAGAUAUAGUGGUUCAGCUUCAUGGUUUGGGGUAGGCGUAGGAACAAGUAUACCAAAUCGUAUAGAAACACGCCGAUAAAUAAAUAUAAUAUUGGAU
This is a messenger RNA of Hypoxylon trugodes, 4500 nucleotides long. RefSeq names its product Hydantoinase B/oxoprolinase-domain-containing protein. The coding region runs from base 333 to 4235 and encodes 1300 amino acids. Gene Ontology annotation, molecular function: 5-oxoprolinase (ATP-hydrolyzing) activity. NCBI's taxonomy places the organism in Eukaryota, Fungi, Ascomycota, Sordariomycetes, Xylariales, Hypoxylaceae. The record is from RefSeq and is a predicted model, not a curated record. Gene Ontology annotation, cellular component: cytosol. Gene Ontology annotation, biological process: glutathione metabolic process. The transcript has 12 exons.